GUUUGUUUCAGAUACGAGAUGAGGUCGUUUUUGUUGUUAGCGGCGUUGUGCUGCUUAGUGUUGUCGACAUACGGGAGCCCAAUUUCGAGGCCCGAUGAGAACCAGAAGGAAAUCGGCAGGCAGUCCGCCCCUGCGGCCGCAGCUCCUCCAGCCACUUCCUCUGACGAUGAUGACGACGAUGAUGACGAUGACGAUGACGAUGUUGAUCUAGGUCCAUUAUCAGGAGAUGACGACGACGAUGAUGACGAUGACGACGAUGACGAUGACGAUGACGAUGAUGAUGAAGCAGGUGAUGAUGAAGAAGAUGACUAUUUGGAAAGAUUCUUCGACGAUAUCUUAGGAGGCGGAGAUGACGACGACGACGAUGAUGAACCAACAGGAGUACAGUCUGUGGUAGCGUCGGCUGACACCGUUGCCGCUGCGCCUGCCCCCGCCGCACCAGCUGAAGAGGUUGCCGCCGCUUCUGAGGAAGUCGAAGCUUCCGAAGCUGCUGAAGGCGCCACGGAAGGCGAAGAGCCUGAAGCUGGACAAAAAGAGCCCGCUAGCGCGGAAGUAGAGACCCCUGCUGCUGCCAGCUCUGAAGCGGCUGCCGCUGCUGACAAUGACGAUGACGAGGAGGAAGACGAUGAUAUCACUGACGCUCUUGACCCCGAGGACGAUGAUGAUGACGAUGAAGAGGAGGACGAUGACGAUGAUGACGACGACGAUGAUAUUUCUGACGCACUUGGCAGGAAUAAACAAGCACGUGCAUUAGGUGAUGAACCAGCAAAGAAACCGGCGACAGUUCCUGCAAUCCAUAUAGUUAAAUACAAUAAAUUUGUCGAUAACAUUCUCGAAAAAAUGAACGAAAUUCUACGACACUCUUACGAUCCCGUUAAUGUAAAACUUCAGCCGAUAGACGCAAAUAAGAAGACUACUAAGCCAAAGAAAAAUAAAACAAAAACUAAUAAGAGGAAAACUUCAAACAAAAAGAAGAAUUCAGCACGCGGUGGAACGUCCGAUAAGAAAACAGAGAAUGCUACGAUAACUGAAAAAUUAGAAGAAACAAAUAAAAUUGAAGAAAACAACGUAGUCAAAGAUGAGAUUGUAAUGAAGGAUGUCACAAACGAGUCUAGAGCUAUCAAAGAGAAAGCGACCAGCACUAAAGCUAAAAGCACUACAGUGAAACCGAAACCUGCUAAGACACCUAAACCAAAACCUAAACCAUCAACUACGUCUACUACUAAAAAACCACCAACGAACAAAAAUAAAACAAAAUCAAGCGAGAAAAGUAAACCCAGAGCUAAAGGAACAUUGUACGGUCUUUCAUCCCUGAGGAGAAGCGGCGAUGUUGCAGUUAGCAUAAUGUCUGAUCACACAACUGUUAAAAGCAAUUUUGUUGUUGGACCUUUAAUAUUGCGAGUAGAAAAAGAGGUUGGGCGCGGAGCUAAAAAGGAACUUAAAUCAGCUACAGCGACGACAGCUGAAAUGAUGGGAAAGCUUUCACUACGAGUUAAUAAUCAAGGAGUAGCGUCUUUACAUUCGAUUAAAGUUUUGCAGCCAAAGCAGGUUCGUGUGGAUAGCAAUCACGAAAGAACGCGUGAAUUGGUUUGGCAGCGCAGUGCAAGAAUCGCUCACGUAGUGUCCGCAAAACUGAGAUCUGCAUCCAGACCUAUGUUUACUAAUUCAAAGUAUUAACAAGUAUUUGAUACUUACAAAAGUAUAACAUUUAUCUCAAGAAACAAAACGAUUGAUAAAGUACAGGAAAAGUAUUUUUGAUUGAUGAAAA
This is a messenger RNA of Melitaea cinxia (Glanville fritillary), 1768 nucleotides long. Its product is annotated as acidic repeat-containing protein. The transcript has 7 exons. The record is from RefSeq and is a predicted model, not a curated record. The coding region runs from base 19 to 1677 and encodes 552 amino acids. NCBI's taxonomy places the organism in Eukaryota, Metazoa, Arthropoda, Insecta, Lepidoptera, Nymphalidae.